AUGUCCAAGGACAGUGCAGGGCUCAGUGAGUUGGGGAAGCUGAAAGAUUUAAGAGGAAAGUUGGAGAUCAGAAAUUUGGGGUACAAGAAAGAUAUGGUGUCAGAAUUGAAUUAUGAUGGUGCAGUUUUGAAGGAGAAACGACAUCUCUAUUCGUUGACUUUACAUUGGAUGGGCAUCGAAAGAGAAAAUAGUGAUGCGGUUGAGGAGGAGAGUGAUGUAAUUAUUAAGUCAAUGGAAGCGCUGCAGCCCCAUCCAAGUCUAAAACAGUUAACCUUGGUGAACUAUAUGGGUGCGAGGCACAUAUCAGCAGAAGACAAGGUUAAGGACUUUGCCGGUGAUGAGAUGAUGAUGAUGUCAGCUGCUUCUCCAUCGACGACCUUCUUUCCCUCCUUAGAGAGUCUUUAUCUACAUGAUUGCCCUAAUCUCAAGGGAUGGUGGAGGAAUGAAACAGCUUCAGCUUCUUCAUUUCGUUGUCUUUCUACUUUAUCCAUACAGAGUUGUCCUAACCUAACUUCCAUGCCGCUGUACCCAAAUCUUGAUAGCCUGGGGUUCAAGAGCAGCAGCUGGAAGGUCCUUCCCUCCUCCUUUGUUCCCUCCUCCAAAUUAAAGUUUCUGUACAUUACAGCCGUUGAGGAUAUAGAAUAUGUGCCAGAAGAAGGGAUUGGAAACCUCACAUUACUCCAAGAGCUCUCAAUUAAAAAUUUCCCUAAUUUGGUAUCACUACCAGAUCAAGGGAUGGGUCGCCUCAUCUCUUUACAGAGACUGCAUAUUUCAGAUUGUCCUAAAUUGACAUCACUACCAGAAGGGAUCGGCAACCUCACAGUACUCCAGAAGCUCUCAAUUAUAGAUUGCCCUAAUUUGGUAUCACUACCAGAUCAAGGAUGGGUCGCCUCAUCUCUUUACAGAGACUCCUUUUUUCACGUUGUCCUAAUUUGA
Messenger RNA from Prunus armeniaca (apricot), 936 nucleotides. Lineage: Eukaryota; Viridiplantae; Streptophyta; Magnoliopsida; Rosales; Rosaceae. The record is from the annotation of a GenBank genome assembly.